AUGUCGGCUCCUUGUUGCUACUCGGGCUUCAAACAUGAGGGAACCCCCCUUGGGAAGUUCCAAGAUGUCAAUGGAGUGAACACAUAUAUCGCGACUCCAUCUCAAAACAAAGCCCCGAAGAAAGCCAUUCUUUUCUUAUCGGAUGUAUUCGGUCUCUUCGACAAUAACCUUUUAUUGACCGAUCAAUUUGCAAACAGCGGCUAUUUGACUAUCCUUCCCGAUCUUUUCAGUGGCGAUCAAGUGCCCGUCGAUGUGAUGGAAAGCGGGAAAUUCGAUUUUCCGUCGUGGGCGUCAAAGCAUGGACCUGGAGUAACGGACCCGAUUGUAAACUCGACUUUGAAGUAUAUGAAGGAGGUCCUCGGGGUGGAUUUGGUUGGUGCAGUGGGAUACUGCUACGGUGCUAUUUAUGUGAAUCGCUUCCUGAAAUCCGGGCAAAUCCAUGUCGGAUACCACGCCCACCCCUCUGGCUUCGAUUUCGCAGAUGUAUCCGAGAUCAAGGGGCCGCUUUCAAUUGCCGCCGCCGAAAUCGAUCCUGUAUACACCCCUGAGAUACGCCAUGGAACCGAAGAUAUCUUGAUCAGAACGGGCCAGCCUUGGCAAAUCAACCUCUUUAGUGGAGUGAGCCAUGGAUUUGCAGUUCGCUGUGACUUGAGCGAUCCUCAGCAGAAAUGGGCCAAGGAGCAGGCUUUUAGUCAAGCCGUCUCGUGGUUUAACCGGCAUCUCUAA
Molecule: messenger RNA, 726 nt
Organism: Penicillium chermesinum
Lineage: Eukaryota; Fungi; Ascomycota; Eurotiomycetes; Eurotiales; Aspergillaceae
Exons: 4
Coding region: 1-726 (241 amino acids)
Molecular function (GO): hydrolase activity
Source: RefSeq, a predicted model, not a curated record